Ictalurus furcatus (blue catfish) is the source of this 1658-nucleotide messenger RNA. It is a transcript of the gene ydjc, whose product is annotated as YdjC chitooligosaccharide deacetylase homolog. Gene Ontology annotation, molecular function: deacetylase activity. Gene Ontology annotation, biological process: carbohydrate metabolic process. Lineage: Eukaryota; Metazoa; Chordata; Actinopteri; Siluriformes; Ictaluridae. The record is from RefSeq and is a predicted model, not a curated record. Bases 146 to 1081 code for a protein of 311 amino acids. The transcript has 6 exons.
AGAAAACAGAGAUACAUUCGGGAUCAAACCCAAAUAUUUACAGAAGGCUUGUUCAGUUGGAGUAGGAGAAGACAGUAUGUAGUUAUCAGAGAGAACCGGCAUAAAUGGCACAGCUCUUCUAAUAAAAUGGAGCCCGGCAUUGAACAUGCCUCAGCCCAGAGUCAAGCUGGUGGUGACCGGAGAUGAUUUUGGGUACUGUGCUCGGAGGAACCGGGGUAUCGCCGAGGCUUUCCUGGCUGGUGGCAUCUCCAACGCGUCUGUGCUCGUGAAUGGAGCUUCUGCGGAUCAUGCGGCCCAGCUAGCUAAGAGACACUGCAUUCCCAUUGGACUCCAUGCGAACUUGUCUGAAGGUGCUCCAGUGUGUCGGGAACUGAGGAGGUCCACACUCCUUAAUAAUGAUGGCUUCUUUCAUGGCAAGAUGGGUUUCCGUGAAGUUCUGCGGAGUGGAAAAAUGAGUAUGACUGAUGUGGAGGUGGAGCUUAGGGCCCAGGUGAAGCAUUUUUGCGAGCUCACUGGUCACCUGCCCAAUCACAUGGAUGGCCAUCAGCAUGUGCACGUGCUGCCCGAGGUGCGAGAAGUGUUUGCGCGGGUUCUCUCUGAUUUUGGCAUCCCUUACACACGGGUCCCAGUGGAGCUUGGUCUGCACUCCUGUCAUUUCCUGCCUCCGAGCCUCAGAGAAUUCUACCUGCAGGUUGAGAAAGACGCGCUCCAGUCUGUAGAAGUCUUCCAUCGCCAUGGUAUCAGAUGGCCAGAUGUGUACUUGGGCCUCAGCACGAUGGGACAGAACAUGUCCUUCUCCAACCUCAAAAGAGCCCUGACCUUUGCUCUGGAGGCACGGACAUCUAUCACCGCCCAAGCUGACGGCCUUUGCGCACCUGAAUCAUAUCGGCCAAUCACAGCAGAGCUCAUGGUACACCCUGGAUACCCGAGUUUUCCUCUGCAGGGCGGGUGUGGUGAAGGACCAGAUGACUUCUCUCAGUCGUCUGAUCGUCUGCAUGAGCUUAAAACACUCAGAGACCCGGUGCUGCUUAGUUACUAUCAACAGCAGGGAAUCCUGCUCUGUGCUUUUAACGACUUCUAAACAUUAAGGGCCGCUUAACCAGGUCCUCAGGUGCUGCACGUCUCAAUGGGAUUUCUAAAAGACAACACCUGACUUCACUAAUGAGCUUUUCUUCCAGUCCUCAUAGGAUAAAAUAAUUACCCAGUCAGGCGUCAAGCAGCUGUGAGUUUUUUUCGGAUCACAGUUCUCACCAGGUUUUAAACUGAUCCAGGAUCACCAAACCAUACACUGUGCCAGAGGUCGGGUUCAUGCUUCCAAUAACCGUUAUUAUAGUGUUUGUUAUUUGCCUUAUUUGAAGAAGUGCAAAACACUUCAAAGUGUGGGCUGCUUUCUCAAAUCUUAUAUUUAAAAUAUUGUACGUUGUUUUAACCAAAAGCAGAUGUUUCACAAUGUCUGAACUGUGCAAUAGUGUUGCAUAUGAAGUUUUUAGUGUCUGACUGAGCAUGUGACAGUGAUUAUAUCUUAAGAUUAUAUAGAUAUAUAGAUAUAUAUAUAUAUAUAAUGUAUAUUUUUCUUACAUCCGCUGUAACAAAUGUAUGGUAUUUUUAUGGCAUUACUUGAAUUAAAACCAUAACCAUUUUAUUCCAUAUGAACAUUC